This is a messenger RNA of Fusarium redolens, 1593 nucleotides long. RefSeq names its product Lactonase, 7-bladed beta-propeller-domain-containing protein. The record is from RefSeq and is a predicted model, not a curated record. The transcript has a single exon. The coding region runs from base 283 to 1470 and encodes 395 amino acids. NCBI's taxonomy places the organism in Eukaryota, Fungi, Ascomycota, Sordariomycetes, Hypocreales, Nectriaceae. Gene Ontology annotation, molecular function: 6-phosphogluconolactonase activity; protein binding.
ACACUCUAUUUCUCACAGCCGCAAUCCUUUUUUGCAAACAUCAGCCUCCCUUCAUUAAAAUUACACGCUCUCGACUAUUUUAUACUUUUUUCGAAUCUUAAAAAGAUUGGACUGGUUCCUGUUUCUUUUAUAGACUUUUCUGGCUUUUUCACCUUUGAUACCCCCAUUCGAUAUUGAUUGUCGAUCGCUAUUACAGUAUACUACUACUUACUACCUUACUGUAUCAGACUCACUACUACGACUUUGAAACGAAACAAAACAUUCGACGCUUCACACAACACAAUGAAGUACACUAUCGCUGGCCUCUUGGCCACUCUCGCUACAUCUGCCUCUGCGCUUCCUAACAUCGCACGCAGCUCAUACCCCACCGCCUCAGCAUCUUCAUCCGCUGCUGCGCGCAUCCUCCUCGGCAACUCUGGCCACAUCUACGUCGCCGACUUCAGCCCCAAGACGGGCAAGUUCGAGCUCACUCUGAACCAGGAGAUCGAGGGCGGUAACUCAUGGAUGGCCUACUAUGACCCCAACCUGCUCUACGCCGUUGACGAGAACUCUGAUGAGCUGAGACUCUUCAAUCUUGAUCUCGAGGCUAAUAAGCUUACCCUCAAGACUAAGAAGGCCGGAAGUAUCGGCGUUGUUCAUCUUGAGUUUAACUCGGAUAAGACACGUCUUGUUGGUGCCGCUUAUGGAAAUGGUACCAUUGAUGUUUGGAACACUGAGAAGGGCGGCCUGGAGUUCGUCAAGACCCUCAAAUCUCCUGGAAAGCUUGGUCCUGAUAAGGAGCGCCAGGCUGCUUCUCAUCCUCAUCAGGCUAACCUUGAUCCUUCUGGUCGCUACUUUGCCGUUAACGAUCUCGGCACUGACUCUGUUGUCAUCAUCGACUCCAAGGACGAUGCUUACAAGAUCGCUAAGAACAUUCCCGUCGAGGCUGGCUGCGGUCCUCGACAUGGUGUCUUCUACCCUCGUGGUGGAAAGAAGGCUACCCACUACAUCGUUGCCUGUGAGCUGAGCAACCAGGCCCUCGUUUACUCUGUCUCCUACGAAGAGAACACCCUUGCUUUCAAGCACCACCAGUCCAUCUCUACCUACGGCAAGGAUGCUCCUGCUAAGGACCCUAAGACCGCCGCCGUUGGUGAGAUUCUUCUCGCUCCUAACAACAAGGACGUUUACAUCUCGAACCGUCUGUCCGGAAACGAGACCGACUCUAUCGCUCGCUUCACCAUCGCUGAGUGCGGGACUCUAACAUAUGCUGAUACCGUCUCAUCCGGUGGUCUUCUUCCCCGUAUGAUGAGCUUCAGCCGAACUGCUAAGCACGUUUUCGUUGGUAACCAGAACGGUACCAGCGGUCUCGUCGCCCUUCAGCGAGGCUCUGACGGCAAGCUUGCUGAGAAGCCUGUUGCUACUCUUCCUGGCUCUGCGUUUGGCGAGCCUUUGUUCGGACCUCAGUAUGUGCAGCAGAUCCUCCUGAACUAAUCUCGGAGAUGUUCACUGUACUAUUCUUUUCUUCUUCAUGGCGCUUUUGGUGUUUCUUGGGCUUGAUAGACCCUUGGAAAUCGGGCACGUUUUUAAAAAUUCUUAUUUAUUAGUCAACGAGAU